AUGGCCGCCCUCCUGCUGCUGCCGCUGCUCCUGCUGCCGCUGCUGCUGCUCGUGUGGAAGCUGCACCUCGGGCCGCGGCUGCGCUGGUUCGCGGCGGACUUCGCCUUCGCGCUGCGCGCCCUCCGCUGCAAACGGGCUCUCCGAAAGCGCGCCCUGGCCGCGGCCGCCGCCGACCCCGGGGGCCCCGAGGGGGGCUGCAGCCUGGCCUGGCGCCUGGCGCAGCUCGCCCGGGAGCGCCCCGCGCACGUCUUCCUUAUUCACGGCGCGCGGCGCUUCAGCUACGCGGAGGCCGAGCGCGAGAGCAACCGGGCUGCGCGCGCUUUCCUGCGGGCGCGGGGCGGGGACGCGGGGCUGGGCGGCGGGGCGGGGGACGAGCAGGCCGCGGCCCCCCUGGCACCCGGGGCUACCGUGGCGCUGCUCCUGCCCGCCUGCCCCGAGUUCCUGUGGCUCUGGUUCGGGCUGGCCAAGGCGGGCCUGCGCACGGCCUUUGUGCCCGCCGCCCUGCGCCGGGGUCCCCUCCUGCACUGCCUCCGCAGCUGCGGCGCGCGCGCUCUGGUCCUGGCGCCAGAGUUCCUGGAGUCCCUGGAGCCUGACCUGCCGGCCCUGAGAGCCAUGGGGCUCCGUCUUUGGGCUGUAGGCCCUGAAGCCCAUCGUGUCGGAAUCAGCGAUUUCCUGGCCGAGGCCUCGGCUGAAGUGGAUGAGCCAGUGCCGGGGUACCUAUCCGCCCCCCAGAGCAUAAUGGACACGUGCCUGUACAUCUUCACUUCUGGCACUACGGGCCUCCCAAAGGCUGCUCGGAUCAGCCAUCUGAAGGUUCUGCAGUGCCAGGGGUUCUACCAGCUGUGCGGUGCCUUCCCGGAAGAUGUCAUCUACCUUGCCCUCCCACUCUACCACAUGUCUGGCUCCCUGUUGGGCAUCGUGGGCUGCUUGGGCAUUGGGGCCACGGUGGUGCUGAAGUCUAAGUUCUCUGCUGGUCAGUUUUGGGAGGAUUGCCAGCAGCACAGGGUGACAGUGUUCCAGUACAUUGGGGAGCUGUGCCGAUACCUUGUCAACCAGCCCCCAAGCAAGGCAGAACGAGGCCACAAGGUCCGGCUGGCUGUGGGCAGUGGGCUGCGUCCGGACACCUGGGAGCGCUUCGUGCGGCGCUUUGGGCCUGUUCAGGUGCUGGAGACAUAUGGACUCACAGAGGGCAACAUCGCUACUUUCAACUACACAGGAGAACUGGGUGCUGUGGGACGUGCUUCCUGGCUUUACAAACAUGUCUUCCCCUUCUCUUUGAUUCGCUAUGAUGUCACCACAGGGAAGCCGAUUCGGGAUGCCCAGGGGCACUGCGUGGCCACAUGUCCAGGUGAGCCGGGGCUGCUGGUGGCCCCAGUAAGCCAGCAGUCCCCAUUCCUGGGCUACGCUGGGGGGCCAGAGCUGGCCCUGGGAAAGCUGCUGAAGAAUGUCUUCCGGCCUGGGGACGUUUUCUUCAACACUGGGGACCUGCUGGUCUGCGAUGACCAGGGUUUUCUCCGCUUCCACGAUCGUACCGGAGAUACCUUCAGGUGGAAAGGGGAGAAUGUGGCCACCACUGAGGUAGCGGAGGCCUUGGAGGGCCUGGAUUUUCUCCAGGAGGUGAACGUCUACGGAGUCACCGUGCCAGGGCAUGAAGGCAGAGCUGGGAUGGCAGCCCUGGUGCUGCGCGCCCCCCAACCGUUGGACCUUGCACAACUCUACGCCCAUGUUUCUGAGAAUUUGCCACCGUAUGCCUGGCCUCGAUUCCUCAGGCUCCAGGAGUCUCUGGCCACUACAGAGACCUUCAAGCAGCAGAAGAUGCGGAUGACGAAGGAGGGCUUUAACCCGAACGCACUGUCUGACCCCCUGUACAUUCUGGACCAGGCUGGGGGUGCCUACCUGCCCCUCACACCUGCCCGGUACAGGGCCCUCCUGGCUGGAGAACUUCGCAUCUGAGUCCUGUUUGUGCAGGUGCCUGAGGCAGCAACUUGGUGGGUUGGGGGCAUGGCAGGUGUACAGGGGGCAUCCAGAAUCUUUUUUUUGUUUUGUUUUUUUACCAGAUUUGGAGUCAUUUUAUAAUAAAAGGGGCCGGAGCCAGUCUAGUUCUUUCUGA
This is a messenger RNA of Canis lupus familiaris (dog), 2110 nucleotides long. RefSeq names its product solute carrier family 27 member 3 (gene SLC27A3). The coding region runs from base 1 to 1953 and encodes 650 amino acids. Gene Ontology annotation, molecular function: long-chain fatty acid-CoA ligase activity; long-chain fatty acid transmembrane transporter activity. The record is from RefSeq and is a predicted model, not a curated record. Gene Ontology annotation, cellular component: endoplasmic reticulum; mitochondrion. Lineage: Eukaryota; Metazoa; Chordata; Mammalia; Carnivora; Canidae. The transcript has 10 exons.